Messenger RNA from Striga hermonthica, 1377 nucleotides. The record is from the annotation of a GenBank genome assembly. NCBI's taxonomy places the organism in Eukaryota, Viridiplantae, Streptophyta, Magnoliopsida, Lamiales, Orobanchaceae.
AUGGCGGAAACCACCGACGAGAGCCCCUCCGACCUCCUCACACACCACCAACAGCAGACGCCUCCGCCCAAACCGCGGGUCAAGCGCUUCGUGAAGAACCAAAUCCCAGACUCCAUCCUCAACGACGCCGCUCUGAACGCCGCCAUCUCCCUUCUCCCGGCCAACUACAACUUCGAGAUCCACAAGAUCGUCUGGAGGGCUCGCUCCACCGGCGCCACCCGCAUCGCGCUCCAGUUCCCGGAGGGCCUCCUCAUGUACGCCCUCGCCAUCUCCGACAUCCUCACCGCUUUCGCCGGCGCCACCCACUGCUUCGUCCUCGGCGACGUCACCUACGGUGCCUGCUGCGUCGACGACCUCUCGGCUCGCGCCCUCGGCGCCCACCUCCUCGUCCACUUCGGCCACAGCUGCCUCGUGCCUAUCGACUCCACCACCGUCCCCACGCUCUACGUCUUCGUCGAGAUCUCAAUCAACACGCGCAAGCUUCUCGAGGAGCUGAGUUACAAUUUUUCCUCCGACGAAACCGGCAGCUUCAUCAUGGCAGGGACGAUUCAGUUUUCCAGCGCGAUUCGUGCAGUCAAGUCAGAGCUGGAGAAUUUGGGGUUUAGGGUUAUGAUACCCCAAUCGAGGCCCCUCUCCGCAGGGGAGGUUUUGGGGUGCACGGCCCCAACUGUGAAAUUACAAAAUUCGGCUGGAAAAGACGAUGUGAUCAUCUUCGUGGCUGAUGGAAGGUUCCAUCUGGAGGCGUUCAUGAUAGCCAAUCCCGAGAUUAGGGCUUUCAGAUACGAUCCGUAUUUGGGGAAGUUGUUCUUGGAGGAAUACGAUCAUCAGGGGAUGAAGGAAGAUAGGAGAAGAGCAAUAGAGAGAGCUGUUGGAGCAAAAACAUGGGGUAUUGUGUUGGGGACGCUAGGCAGGCAAGGGAAUCCGAUGGUGUUAGAUCGGUUGGAGAAGAAAAUGAAUGAUAAAGGUUUGGAUUACAUGAUUGUCUUGAUAUCCGAGCUUUCGCCCAAUAAAAUCGAGUUGUUUGGAGACGCAGUUGAUGCUUGGGUUCAGAUCGCAUGCCCCAGACUGUCCAUAGAUUGGGGGGACGCGUUCAAGAAGCCAUUGUUAACUUCUUUUGAAGCUGAAAUUGCGCUUGGGGAUUUGCCCGGGUGGUGGGAGAGGAAAUUGAGGUGUGGUGAUAGCAGUUUGGGGAGUGGAAAUGAGAAUGCAACUGAGGGCGUGGAUUACCCGAUGGAUUACUAUGCGCAGGAUGGAGGGGAAUGGAACUCCUGUUAUUCAAAGAAAUCAGCUAAUGCUCGGCGUAAAAACAUUAAUUGUUGCAGUAAUGGACCUAAUGGUUGUGGACAGCCUUCAAAUGGCCAAAAGGUCUGUCAGUAG